Molecule: messenger RNA, 2351 nt
Organism: Aricia agestis (brown argus)
Lineage: Eukaryota; Metazoa; Arthropoda; Insecta; Lepidoptera; Lycaenidae
Exons: 2
Coding region: 234-1838 (534 amino acids)
Biological process (GO): ubiquitin-dependent protein catabolic process via the multivesicular body sorting pathway
Cellular component (GO): ESCRT I complex
Molecular function (GO): ubiquitin binding
Source: RefSeq, a predicted model, not a curated record
UCAAAUUGGUCAAAAAUAUACACAGAAAUUAGAGCAGAAUUUAGUUUAAUUAAAUUUAUUUUGUAAUUAUUGAGAUUAUCAGAAUGUCCGCAAAUUGCAAGUUUCAUUAGUGUAACUUAGACAACGAGUGAUGACGUCGAAAGAAGAUAAUGUAAUCUUAAAAGUGCAAAAAAUCUAUGGAAUCAAGUUAAGUCGUCUUAUUUUAUUGUGGACAUCGACUUAGACCUUUUAAUAUGUCACAUUUUGGAGACUACAUGGACGGUGUCCCUGUUAAAAUAUCCGAAAAGUAUAAAAGACCUCCAAGAAUAGACCUGCCGUAUUCUGUUGCCGAAUGCUCGAUCAGAGCCCAAAAUGUUGUCGACGGGGUCCAGUAUUGCACAAUAUUCGAGAAAAACGUACUUUCUAAACUCAAAGAGCUCAAGAGUGCGAAAGAGACGAAAAAAAACGAGAGGCGACAUCGUUUGCAACUCCUCGAGGAGGCCAAACAAAAGAAACUCGAUGCCAUAGCUGCUGCUGAGGCUGAGGAGAGGUUGAAACAGUUGAGUGUGUCCGAGGUAUCGUACCCCAGUACUGACGAGAUAAGUGCCCUGUCACCCGAUGACAAAGUAGAAAAAACUGAUGAGACAGCAUGUCCUACUGAGGAGAAUAGCCCGGACAUAGAAAAUGUUGGCAACACGGAAAAAGAAUAUUUAUGUACAAGCCAAGAAUCACAGUUGAAUAUACUCCAACCUAUUCAAAUUCGAUCAAACUACCAGUUGAAUAACCUGCUCGAUGACCCAGACCCAUUGCAGGAAUACAAGAUGAAUGUAAAUAUGACUAAAAUGCCUCAAGCUAGGAAUGUUGAUAUGUUAACCUAUAAAGAUUUUGAAAAUGAUACAUCCAGUCCCUUUGACAAUGUAGAAUUGAAAACUAUUAACGAUAUGGAGCUGUUGGCCCAAGUGCUGCAGAGUCAGAGAGACACUGGUAAUGUUCAACAGACUUAUAUUCCCGAGCAGUACCCCAGCUGCAGUUCUCAAGCUCAGAUGGGUGUUACAUACGUCCCAAAUGUGUACGCUGAUCCUAACAUGCAGGGGCCAAAUACUAUGUACACGUCUCCCCAACAUUAUCCCAUGACUAAUGGGUAUUACCUUCCAGAGAAUAUCUGUGAUAAUACGUUACCAAUUGAAAAUGUUUAUGUACCAAAUUACCAGUAUUUUGUGCCCCAACCGUACACAGUUCCCACUCCAUAUUAUACAAAUCAAGUAACCUCAACCUCUGCUGAUAUUCCAAAUGGAUCAUAUAUUCCACAACCAUUUUAUUAUCAAUAUCCACCAGCGGUUCCCUAUGUACAGAGCACAUAUCCCACACAAAACACAGAACAAAUAGAGAGUGCACCUUCGGUCAGCUCUCAGAAUACAGUCAAAUCGAGGUCUCGAAGUGUUCCAGAUAUUGUUAAAGAGUUAAAUGAUGAGCUUAUGUCGGCGAGACAGCGAGCAAGUGAACGAGCAUCAUGUAACACAAGUCCCGGCUUGAUCAAACAGAAUAAUGUUCCUAGAUCAUACUCAAGUAGUGACAAAAAGGAGCGUAGGAAAAAGAAGAGUGAAACAUUACCAAAUCCAUAUGACAAGUUUCCGGCAGAACUACAGAGGGUUUGCCAGAAGAUACAUGGCAUGGGCUUCCCUCUUGAUCGAGUGGCAAGAGUCUGUAGUUUAGUUGGGGAUAAUGAUAAAAGAAUAAUAGAGUGCCUGCUGAUUUUGGGUGAGCUGAUGGACUUAGGGUUUUCGGAAGGAAGAGUGUCUACAGCACUGGCUAAACAUGAAUUUAACAAAGACAAAGCUUUGGAUGAACUUGUUUCCUAAUCUGAAAUGGUUGUAAUGGAUAAAUCCUGUCUAGGAUGAGAAAGUUUUAUAAUCUGUUGAAAUUCCAAUUGAUAAAAUGAAUCCAUCUUGAUGUAAAUGUAAGACAAAUUUAAAAGCAGGAUUCAUAUACAUAUUGGUCAAAUGAUUCAGAACUGAAGAUUCUCUAAAAUGAAAUACAAGAUGUUGGAAUCAGUUAUUUCAGCCACGCGCCAAAACUUAUUUGUAUUGUACAGAAAUAAUGAAAUUUUAAAAUUAUAAAAACUGCUUUCAAGCAAUAAGCAUGAGGUGAUUGUCUAAAAAAUCUUGUCCAGACUCUUGGUACAUAAUUUUUAAGCUUUAAACAAGUUAUAGGUGUGACUGACAAUACAUUUUGUAUUAAAACACACUUUCUUUAAAAUCUUCAUAAAAGUGCAGCUGCUGCAGUCGCAGCUUAAGUUUUAUACUUACACAUUUUUUAGCAAUAUAUAGUUGUUUAAAUUAUACAAGUUUUGCCUAAGUGUGAUGUCAAAACUU